Messenger RNA from Dermatophagoides farinae (American house dust mite), 1824 nucleotides. Its product is annotated as CXXC-type zinc finger protein 1. Lineage: Eukaryota; Metazoa; Arthropoda; Arachnida; Sarcoptiformes; Pyroglyphidae. Gene Ontology annotation, biological process: positive regulation of DNA-templated transcription. Gene Ontology annotation, cellular component: Set1C/COMPASS complex. The record is from RefSeq and is a predicted model, not a curated record.
UUGUUUAUAUAAAUUUUAUUCAUUGCAUGCAUGUGUGACAAAUAGAACAAAGUUUGAUUUUAAAAUCAAAAAUCAAAAAUGGGUAUCGAUCAAGAUGACGAUGAUGAAUUUUUACCCGAUAUGCUUUCAGAUGAAUCUGAAGAUAUGGAUGUAUCUGAUAAUGAUGAUGACGAUAGUGUUGAACAGGAAAAUUCCACCACCAACAAUAACAACAAGAAAACGAAUCGUAAAAAAACGGAGAAAAAGAAAUAUUGUCUUUGCCGUAGUUCUCGUACGGAUAAAUUCAUGAUCAUGUGUGAUAAAUGUAAUGAAUGGUUUCAUGGAGAUUGUGUCAAAAUCACUCAAUCUGAAGCGAAAAAAAUGAAAGAAUAUUAUUGCCUCAUGUGUCGUUCACAAGCGAUGAAUUCUGAAACGAAUCGUACAACUAAAAUCAUGGAUUCAUUCGAUGAUCCACUCAAACAUCGUAUGGAAGAUGAUUAUUCACCUGAUGAUCUCGAUAAUGAUGAUGAUGAUGCUGAUUUUCGUUUGUUGAAUGAGAAAAAAACUCAUAAAAGAAAAUAUCGUAAAAACGUAUCGAAAGAAAAGCCAAAAAAAUCCAAUCAAAAGACAACGAAAAGAGGCCGUAAAAAAGGUCAAAGUACGAAAGCAAAAGGAAAAGGAAAUCGUGGUCGUAAGAAGAAUGUUGUGAAAAAAUCUCAACAUCGUCAUGGACGAUCGAAAGCACAUUCGGAUGAAAGUGGUGAUGAUAGUAAAUCAAUUUUACCACGUCAAUGUUAUGGUCCUGGUUGUAUUUAUGCAGCUCGUAAAGGUUCCAAAUAUUGUAGCGAUCAAUGUGGUAUCAAUUUGGCUGAUAAACGUAUAAUGCUCAUACUACCUCAACGAAUUAAAGAAUGGCAAUCAGUACCCACUGCAGCAGAUGAACGUUCUAAACGUGAACUAGAGGAAAUUGAACUUGAAAUAAUCAGAACACAGGAAAAAAUGAAAGAAAUUGAACAGAAAAAAAUGGAAUUAGAUGAACUAAUUUUUCGUGGUAAAAAUUGUGUACCAUAUACCGAGCAAGAAGAAGCUGAAAUAUUGGAAAAUGAAAAUGAUACUGGUAAUGAUACGAUCAGUUGUGUUACCUGUGCACAAGAAGUUUCGGUCAAAAUGGCACUGAAACAUAUGGAACGUUGUUUCAACAAAGUUGAAAGUCAAGCUUCAUUUGGAUCAAAUAGAAGUACAAAUAAUACACUAUUCUGUGAAACUUAUAAUCCAAGUAAUAAAACCUAUUGUAAAAGACUUCGUGUUAUUUGUCCUGAACACACAAAAGAACCAAGAAUUCCUGAUGAUGAACUUUGUGGCUGUCCAUUACGAUCCGACGAUGAUCCAUUUGAAGAUGAAGCGAAUAAUUUUUGCCGUUUAUUGCGUAAAAAAUGUAAUCUACAUUAUGGCUGGGAAAAGGUUCGUCAAGCUGUAUUGGAUCUAGAAACAUUGGAACAAAUGUAUAAAAAUGAUGAAUUGAUCAAAAAACAAAACAAAAUACGACAAGCAAUGAAUAAUCGUGGUGGUUUAGUACAUCUUUUAUUACAUCAAACCAGAUAUGAAUCUAAUAAUCAUCAUCACAAUGAUGGUGAUGAUGAUGAUGAAACAUCAACAAUCAAUGAAUGUGAUGGUAAAAUUAUUGAUUGAUUUGAAUCCAAAACAAAAUAUCAUAUCAUAAUUUCUGUAAAUAAAUUCAUAAAUUCAUCGUUAUCAAUGUUUGAAUGUCAAAUGUUGAACUUGAUCAUUUGUAAUUUGUCAAAUCUUGUUUAUGUGAAAUGUUAAUAAACUCGACAUACAUACAUA